Orbilia oligospora ATCC 24927 is the source of this 6204-nucleotide messenger RNA. RefSeq lists its product as uncharacterized. Lineage: Eukaryota; Fungi; Ascomycota; Orbiliomycetes; Orbiliales; Orbiliaceae. The record is from RefSeq and is a predicted model, not a curated record. The transcript is spliced from 8 exons. Gene Ontology annotation, cellular component: cytoplasm. Gene Ontology annotation, molecular function: protein binding. Bases 1 to 6204 code for a protein of 2067 amino acids.
AUGGCGGCACAUACAAAUCGCUUGCAAAAUCUAAGCGUCGACGUCAACCACGCCGAUAAAAAGUACAUAAUCUGUCUCGUUCGCACACAUGUGCAUUCCCCAAAGUCUGAUCCUAAACCUGGGCCUCAAAGCGAACAAAAAAUCCGACACAGCGAUAAUCACACUCCAUGCCAGGAUUUCGUGGAAAUUAGAGAUAUCGUACCACAUCUGAUUCCUGAAGCCUUGGUCGUCGAGUAUGUUGCGUUCAAGCGCGGCCCUAGCGAUGUCUCUGUCAAGGACCAACUCUCGACGGACCUUGGAAAGCCGGUUGCAAGUGAAUUACAAGAUGACUAUGGCUCAACAGCAUAUAUAUCUCCCGAUUCCGUUCAGACCGAAGCAUUGGAUUUGGUAAAUCAAUUACGCGACUCAUUUUGCCGAAGCUGGCAAUCCCAACACAAGAAAGAUGAGCGAGACGACCCGCAACCAUGGAAGAAGAUCUUACUGGUAGGCCAUCGGUUCGGAAGCCUUAUCAUUAAGCAGGCCGUAAUACUUGCGAACACGAACCCGAGCUACUAUAGGCUCGCCCUCCAGAUAUCCCAUAUAGUAUUCAUGGGUCCGCGCCCUGGAACUACGGAUCUCGCCGCUUGGGACAAUCUGUUCAUAUCUAUCAUUCAAAAUUCUGGAUUGAAAGUCCAUGGCCGAAUGGCAGAAACCUUAUCUGGGCUAUCGGACACUGCGAUGGCAGUAUCACGGAGAUUCCACCGAUUCCUUAGUAGAUACGCUAUAGCUUACAUGGAGGACGCCCAAGUGUUCGAUGGUGUGCCUAACACAACAAUUGAGACGAAAGGUGUCACGACUGGUGUUCGGAAGCAAUCGGAGUUCAAGAACGACGACGAACCCUCCGAUGACUGUCUUCGGUUCAGUAGGAAUAGCAUUGACGUGCUACAGGGGAUUCGCGGUUUUUUUGCACCCUUAGAGCUUUUAUAUCACGCCAAUUCAGAAGAUGGUGAAUCCGAGGAGCUAUAUCUAAGAUUUUUGGAAAUGCUGUCUACAUCCCGGUUCUCCAUUUAUGAGAUUGACGUCGACAGCGAAUUCAAAGACAUGUUUGAUUUAGAGGAUUUUUAUCUCAACGAGCUUCGCCGAUUAAAUAUUGGUGCAUCCAGCUCGAAGAGCUCCAUUCAGAUUAUCGGUCCUCCAAGGCACGGAAAGUCAAGUUUACUUAAGAUCAUCCACCGCAAGAUUCGAGAGAAAGUACCUGCCAUUAUUCUUGAAUAUUGGUUCGAUCCAUCAAGUGAUAUGGAUCCCCAGGCGCAGAUCUACGACAUACUCGCCACAUUUAUUCGACAAAUCAUCUCCCAAAAGCCAUCAUCAUUUGCUAUGAUAUCCCGCCUAGUUGAAGAAUACUUCGCGGGAGAAACCUGGACGGAACGGAAUUUGCGUGUCAUUUUUGACCUACUGCGUGAUAACUUGGGUUUAUCGAUCCUUCUCAUCAUCCCAAACUUUGGGAAAUUAGCUAAGGAGGUCCAAUCAUGGUUGCGGGAUCUCACGGUAUUUCUGGAUCAAUGCAGUGACGGCUACUGCUACCUUAUUAGCAACGACAAGCACGUCGUGGGAUUAACAUCCGGAGAGCCGAUAAUCUUAGAUCUCGGACCCAGUGUGGAUCGCUUCAAUCGAGACCUUUUGCCCGAGAAAAUUGCAGCCUUAGUGAACAACACCACAAUCUUCAGACCUCUCAAAGGGGGGGAAAGAGAAAGAAUUGGACGGAAGCUGGAAGAAAAUAUUCAUUCUAUGGGUGAUUUACUACUUUCGGCCGGUUUAUAUACGAGGUACUUGAUGUCUCGAACCCCCCAGCUAUCGAAUUGCAAUUUUAUAGAGUUUGAAAUAGAGACCAGCCCAAAAACUCGUCAGAGCCUCUUUGAAUAUCAAGUCCAAGAGCUGAAGGGCCGAUCUCCAGAUCUCUUUCGCUGGGGUACGCUAUUAUUAUCAUGGGUGCUGAACUCUUUCCGGCCACUGAGCGCCUCAGAGCUGGCUGCGGCCCUAGCUAUUGAGGCUGAUGAUGAUAACUUUGUAAAGCUGGAUGGCCGCAUCUGCCGAGACCUGACAUCGGAUAUCGGUAGGUAUCUGAGUUUGUUUGUUAGAGCGGACUGCAAAGUCAUUUCACUUUGGGGCUCUAAAGCCGAAUUUACUGCACUAUUAUCGGAUCUGAGGCAUGGACAACCCAUACAAGUCGCCGAUCAUGGGGAGCUAUCUCGGAACUGCCUCCACUACUUAAAAAUCGUGUUAUUGCAGACAAGGAAUGACCAAGGCUUAUGGAAGCGGUGUCAAUCACAGGCCGCACGGACGUGGGCCCACCCAGUUGAGGAUGGAGAGCAUCCAGCCCUGGAAUUUCUCGACUAUGCUGUGAGGUACUGGCCAGAGCAUUAUCAUCAUGCUGUCCGGGGGAAGCCUAGCGACCACCUUGAUUAUAGGGUCCUCGAUUUUUUGAAUGAUCCCGAUGUGAAUACCAAAUGGUUUUCGCUUUACCUCGCAGCGAAUGGCGUUUUGCAACAAAACUCAGACGAGGCAUUCAGGACUGUCCUUAACGCCGCCCAAAGCUCCACCUCAAAUUCGAACGACGAAGCUACCGGGUUAUAUCUCGCUAAAUAUCUUGGAUUUUCAUCGGCCGCAGCCAAGAUGGUCGCCGAUAACAAAGAAGCUUCCAAUAGUCUUCUGGGGUCUUCAAACGUCGUGAUAACACGUGGCAAAUGGAUACGAAAACCGAUUUUCCCAGAUGAAACCGACAAAAGCUUCCUCCGCGCCGCUAUUCAUAACAAAGAUAACACAGGCAUCUCCGAGAGGCUGAUGGGGUCCGAUACGGCGGCCCAUAUAUUCACAGCUGCUCAAGGUGGCCGAGUAGAUAUAUUGGAACUCCUGCCGAAUGACAGUGUAACCCGAGCGUUGGACGAACAUAGGCGAAACGCAAUCCACUUUGCUGUUCUGGGGGGCAACAUCAAUGCGGUGUCGCACUUCCAGCGGCUCGGUGUCUCAAUCGAUGGAAAAGACUCGCACGGAGAAACUCCAUUGAUGCUAGCUACUAAAGUUGGCAAUUUCGAAGCAGCAAAAUACAUAAUUAAAUGCGGCGCAAAUAUGACGACUACGGAUAGCUGCGAGAGAGCCGCCUUACACUACGCAAUAGAAUGGCUCCAACUUCGAACGACCUCUCGAGGGAACAUAGGAAUAUUAGAUAUUUUCUUAGGCGCGAAGUAUAACCUAGACCUAAGAUCUAGCGUUCUUCGGGUGGCAUCUCGCUCUGGAGAUUCCUUGAUCUUUCAGAGGCUGCUAGAUGCAUGGGUGGAUCAGGUAGAAGACGUUAUUAAUAUGCAGGACAACGAAGGGCGCACCCUUUUGCAUAUUGCCGUUGCUAACGGACGAAAGGUUAUCGUUGAAAUUCUUCUAAAACUGAAAGCAGAUGCAAAUAUCUUGGAUAAGCAUGGGUUUCUACCUCAGGCUUUGGCCGCAAAAAACGGACACCUUGAAAUUCUGAAACUACUACCGGAGUGUCCUGAAGAUAAUGCACAGCUUUUAUAUCGAUCGUCGGAGGCGGGCCAGCUACUAGUGGUGCAGUAUCUCGUAUCCGAAAGAGGCUUCUCCGCCAACCCACACGGAGAAGACAAGGCGAACAGCCCGCUGAUGAUAGCUGCUAUCAGCGGCCACGCCGAGAUCGUAAAAUUUCUACUCGCGCGUGGCGGAGACCCCGACGUCGAGGGAAGAGAACGACGAACGCCCCUUCAUGAAGCGGUCGAGAAGGGUUAUACAUCGGUCGUACGAAAUCUAAUUGAGGCCGGUGCCGACGUUAACUCGCGAGAUGCACAAAGACGAACUCCCCUCCACUUCGCAGCAGGGGCGGGCGCCUCUAGAAUGGUUGAACUACUCCUUGAUAUGGGUGAGGCGAAAGUAGACGUCCUCACUAGAGGCCAGAGUACAGCGCUCCACUUAGGUGUCAAAAAUAGCGAAGUGGUGCAGCUACUUCUCAAACAUGGUGCAGAAAAAAAAUUGAAGAAUUCUAGUGGCCGAACACCUUUGAUCCUAGCCAGCAUUUCCGGCUACACUAUUUCAGCUAGGGUGCUUCUAAAUGGCGACGCUGCUGCAUGUGAAGUUGACGAGAAUGGCCAUACCGCCCUUUAUCAUGCGAUCCGAAACAACAAUUCAGAAAUAGCAAUGAUGCUCUCCAAAUCAGGAAAAUGCGUGCAGAAAACCUUGAGCAAGUCAAUCAGGCACUCCGAUAAGGACACCUUUCAAGCCGUUCUGAACUUGUUUCCGCAUCCCAUUGAGAUAUUCAAACUAACUAAUUACAAGGGCGACACGCUGUUGCACAAAGCAAUAGACCAGGAUUCUGGCGAGUUUUUUAAAAUCCUUGUUGAUAUGACCCAGCUCAGUCCUCCACCUAGACCGGGUUGCGCCGUUGAUACCCUCCAAGGCCCGACAGAAAUAGAUAACAAGAGAUUGCUAGAUCUUCAAAACGAAAGAGGUGAAACCCCUUUAUAUCGCACCGCAUCCCAGGGUUUAGAAAGUUUUGCCAAAGUGUUACUCAGUGAAGGGGCAAACCCUCGAAUUUGUGGGAACGGAGGAUGGUCGCCGCUGCAUGUUACAGUGGAUAAACCCGAGUUCCUCCGAAUUUUCAUAUCUAGUGGUGCAGAUAUCAAUUGUCGGUCGAAUCAGGGAAUUACCCCUCUAAUGCUUGCGGUAAACUGGUGUGAAAGGGAGGCCGUGGAAAUCUUACUGGAAAAUAAUGCAGACGUUGAGCUUGAAACUAAAUCUGGCGUAACUGCGCUACACCAUGCAGCCAAGCAAAGUGAUGGAGAGAUUUUAAAGCUUCUUCUACAAAAGGGAGCAAACGUUAAUAAAGAAGGCGAUGGCAACAUGACACCUCUGUCUCUAGCACUGGAAUCUGCUAAGCCGGAUAAUGUACGCCUGCUCUUGGAGUACGGAGCGAAUCUCGAAGAUCUCGCUUCUGGGGGUAGAAACCCCCUUUCUAUCGCUACAACAAGCUCAGAGGUCUUGGACAUCAUUCUUACGGCUGGAAAAGAAAAAACACCUAAAUUGUGGAAUCGUCAACAAGUAGAGGAUGCUACGAUAUCCGGCUGUGAACGCCGUGCCGUUGGGUGCAUUAGCCUGCUAGUCAAAGAAGAGCCAUGGUUAUUAACCACAAGAAUUUUAGAACAGUAUAUAGCAAAGUUGAAACCGCACGAUAAAAACCCUGAACUCCAGGAAGAGUUAGCAAUCGGUCUUAUAAACGCUGGACUCGACCCAUUUGGACGCUCGGGAGAGCGAAAUGAAUCGCCUUUUGAUCUGCUAGUAUACUCAUUGCGCGAAAUCCGCUCCCAAGUCCUUGAUUUCUGUAUAUCAAAGAUAGGGGAAGACCUCUCGAUGUUUGGUGACGGGUUUCGGGUUCUACGAAAUUCAAUAGAAAUGAAAUCAGAAACCUUGUGGGAGAAAUUACAGCCGUUACGAGAGAGAGCGUCACAAUCUUUCGAUAAGGAUAAUUGGUCACUCGACCACCAUCUCUACCAAGCCAGGGAAACUUUUUCUGGAUUUACUGGGGUAAUCCCAGACACUACUCCUGAAGGUCCGACAUCUUUGAUGAUCCCCAAGAUUUGGAAAGACUGGAACCUGAAUCCCGACAUUGAUUCAGGGCUAGACCUCAAGAGUGGUGGCCUCGAAGUUUUAUUUAAAAACAUGGAUAGCCACAACCCCGACGGCUCCAUGAUAUGGGAUGGAAUUACUAUCCGUUCCGACCGUCCCUUUCCUCCUAAUGGUAUGGGAGCUCGUUAUUUCGAGAUUGAUAUCGAGCCUGACGACGCUAUCAAAGACGUCUUGGGCCAAGGUUUGACGGUUUGUAUAGGGCUUUGUGGUGAAUUUUCAUUCCUUGCAAAUUCGCGCUGUGGGUGGAAUCUGUGGUCAAUCGGAUACCACGGCGAUGACGGAAAUAUAAUGUUUGGUAAUGACUCCCAGGAAUUCGAAAAAGUAGGUCAUAUCUAUGGCUUUGGGGACACAGUGGGUUGUGGGAUCAAUUAUCACCGAAAGGAAGUUUUCUUCACCUUGAACGGAUGUAUCAUUGCAAACAUUAAGAGUGAUAUAAUCUUCAGAAAGAUAUAUCCCAUCAUCAGCCAUAUAGGCCGCUCCUGUGAAAUCCGUGCUAAUUUUGGUACAAGAAGCUUUUCGUGGCCAAAGGCCGACGUUCACUAG